UUGGGAUCAGUAAUAGUUGACAAAAGCUCUAUGACAAUUUCAGGGUGCAGCAAACAGAAAGGUGGCUGCGACAAAUAUGAUUCGUACAAGUAGUCGUUCUCACAGUGUAUUUACAUGUGCCAUUGAAAGUAAAUGGGAAUCGCAAGGUGUUACUCAUCACCGCUUUGCUCGGCUUAAUCUGGUUGAUCUAGCUGGCUCUGAAAGGCAAAAGAGUUCUGGGGCUGAAGGUGAACGUCUCAAAGAAGCUACUAAUAUUAACAAGUCUCUUUCAACAUUGGGACUUGUGACCAUGAACCUUCGUAGCAUUUCCAAUGGGAAAUCACUUCAUGAUUCUCUAGGAGGGAAUUCAAAGACAAUCAUAAUUGCAAACAUUAGUCCUUCUAGUUGUUGUUCAUUGGAGACAUUAAGCACGUUGAAGUUUGCACAGCGAGCUAAAUUUAUUAAGAACAAUGUGGUUGUGAAUGAAGAUGCUUCUGGAGAUGUUAUUGCUAUGAGGGUGCAAAUUCAACAGCUUAAGAAGGACUAUGAAGUUGCUCUUGUUGGGGCCCUCAAGCGGGAAAGGGAAAAAGAAAUUGCUCUUCAGGCAAUGGCAGCUGAAAAUCAGGCAGCAAUGCAAUUGGCAAAACAAAGAGCAGAUGAGAUUCAAGGCCUGAAAAUGAGGUUACGCUUUCUAGAAGCAGGAAUUAAGAGGUUGGAGGCAGUUGCUUCUGGGAAGAUUUCUUCUGAGACACACUUAUUAAAGGAAAAGGAGGAAUAUCUGAAAGAAAUUGAGUUGCUGGAAGCACUUGAUUGGAAACUCAUGCAUGAAUCAGAUCCUUCAGUGGUUCAGGAAGUAAACUUGGAUAUGGUCCCUGGAGUCGACAUUGUUUGCAACCAACUGAUCUCGGGUCAGGAAGCUCAAAUUGAUUCUCCUAUGAAUGAAUUUUCUGAGUCCAACAAAACUGUUGGCCAUCAUCAAUCAGAAACAGGUACCUCUUUGAUGGAAAUACAUCCAUCAAGCAUCACCACAACAAGGUUACCAGAGUACCUAAAUUUGGUCAAAACAGAACUUCAAAGGGCACAGGAAAAAUUUUCAGGUUCUGCAAAAACCAUGGAUCUGUUUGGUUCCCUCGAGAAAGCACUCAUUGAGGUCAAUGAGGUUUCCAGACAAAUGGAAGUAAUGGAAGGAGUUAUAGAGGAGAAGCAGCAAUUGCUUGAAUCUCUUAAGGUCCUUCAUGUCCUUCAUGUAGAAAUGAAAGAGAGAAAAGAUCUUAGUGACAAAAAGCUAUCAGCACUCAAAUACUCUCUAUCAAGCUUUUCUUCAUUAGUUGCUUACUUUCAACAACGAGAAGCUCAAGCAAGGGCAAGGUUAUGUGCUUCAUUGUCCUACUUGGAAAAAAAGAAAGGGGAACUGGCUCAUCUUCAAGCUUGCAAGGGGGAAAUUGAGGCUUCCCUGGGGAGGAUGCAAGAAUCUGAAACUGAGGCUAGGAACAACCUUGCUCUCUUGAAAUCAAAACUCAAGGAAGAGAAUAGGAGACGUGAGAAUGAAAAGGUUCUCUUUGCCAUAGAUAACUUUGAGAAAAUAGACUCUACACAAAGAAACCGGUAUUUGGGAGGUAAAGCUACUGAGUUACUCAAGUCUGAGGAAGAGAAAAACAAACUGCAAUACGAGAUGAAGCACUUGAGAGAAAAACUUGGGGUCAUGAGAAAAGAAUUUGAUGAUUUGAAUAAGAAAUCCAUGAAGGUUGAGGAUGAAGCACAAGCUGUUCUAAUGGAAAUACUGAAAGGAUCAAAGUCGGUGGAGGAAAUGGAGCUUGCACUGCAAGGGAUAGUCCAAGAGGAGGAAACUCUCUUUGAGAUGAUUAAAGAUGAACUUCCGUUGAAGUUGAGAAGAAUGGAACAGUUGCAGACAGUGAGGGCUGAAGCUGCCAAGAAGGUAAAUCAGUUGUUGGAUCCUAUAGAUGAUUCUUGUUUCUUAUCAGAAAAGAUUGAAACAGAACUAGAAAAUGUUUCAACAAUUAAGGAGGCUCAGGCAUUGCUAGUAGUGGAUCAUUCAAAUAACAGCUAAAUCUUAACUUUAACUGCCCUGGAUUUCUUCCACGUGAACUAAGCCUGCCAUGCAUGUAUUCAUCACCUAUUUCUUUCCUAUCAAUGUCCAGAAUUUUUGUUUGCCAUUGUUCAUUGUCUUCCCAUUCAUAUGCAAUCAGUUUAAGAUAUUUGAAAUGAAGUUGUGAUCAAAUCAAAGUCAAUGCAUUGU
This is a messenger RNA of Rubroshorea leprosula, 2236 nucleotides long. Lineage: Eukaryota; Viridiplantae; Streptophyta; Magnoliopsida; Malvales; Dipterocarpaceae. The record is from the annotation of a GenBank genome assembly.